AUGGAUUGUAUAAGUGUUGAAAAGGUAGUAAAUGCUUUGGUUGAUCCAUUAAGGCAUUCUUUACAAGAUCAAGAUCAAUGUGUAAGACAAACUGCUGCAACAGUAUCAAAAUUACAUUUGUAUGAUGAAUUGUUAGUAGAAAUUGAAGGAUUUAUGGAUAUUGAGCCAGAAGUUCAGUAUGUGACACUUUGUAAUAUACUAUUAAUUAUUCAAAUAAGACCAGAUGUAUUAAGAAAUAAUAUUAAGAUUGAUUGGCUGAUUGGUUGUGAAAAUUCUACAGCAGAACUUUUCAUAGCAGCUUUACUAGAAAUUUAUCCAAAAAAAGUUAAUUAUGUUUUACCAUUGUCAUAA
Entrophospora candida is the source of this 351-nucleotide messenger RNA. NCBI's taxonomy places the organism in Eukaryota, Fungi, Glomeromycota, Glomeromycetes, Entrophosporales, Entrophosporaceae. The record is from the annotation of a GenBank genome assembly.